AUGCCAAGUUACCUCGUCGACCAAAAGGUGUGCAAACCUCUUGAGGACGUUGUUGAUUCAGACGUUGCCGGAUGGGGAGUCAUCACUGCAUUCACUGCAGCUAUUGUCCUAAACCUUUCUGCUAUCGUAAUAGCAUAUCUUCUUCUUGCCUUGCCUGAUGAUAGAUACCAACCGGUCGACCGACUCCUUCUUGGAAUGAUAGGAUUACGCAUUCCUUCUCCACCGUCAUGCGACCGUCCUACAAACACUCGAGACCGUAGUGGUAUUGCUUCUGCGCCACCAACACCUGUUCCCCCGGUGGAGUCUCCUAUACCAAGAACCGUUCCUGAGUCAUUUCGUGAUAACAAAGUCGAGAGAAAUUGGACUUUGGCGUUGAAGGCUCUGGUCCUUGGAAUGGGCGAUCAACAACUAUUCACCGGCAUGGCCCUCAUGAUACCAAUGCUGCUAAUGACAGCAGGUUUGCAUGGUUUGGAUGAAUCUCUCUCUGUUUACUCAUUCAAAGUUGUUACCAUGCUGGCCUACUUCUCUUUUAUUAUCCAGUUGUGUUCCCUUACAGUCAUUCCAAACGAUACCACCGAAAAACAACCCUUGAGAUACUUCAGAGCUGGUAUUAUGAUGCUUUUUCUUUGGAUUCUAAUAUUUUGCAUGGUUAUUUCACAGUCAGUAACCUUCCGUUUCAACUCGAAUGUCUCCGUCAAAUGCGCACUACAAAAUCUACAUAUAGUGGACCCUCAGAGGCCAGGCUAUACAGUUUUAUCUGAUGAAGCUAUCAUCUUCUUCAACUUAUUAGUCCUUAUAGCAAUCAUCAUGCUCGAAUACUUCAGGCGAGUAAGGGGGCUCCUUAAACCGGAUUCAUCAGGUAGUACUAGAAAUGCAACGCCUGUGGUUGAGCCAACAACUAACACGGCGACUAUAACAAUUGAACGCCCUAAGGAUAAAGAUACAAUUGAACACAGGUUUUGGCUACAUCUUGGCUUGGACAAUUUCGAAUGUAGCUUCCUCUUGGAGCUUAUAUGGAUGCUGUUCUAUUUUACAUUUGGAUUAGCGAAUCUUUGCAAGUUUCUCAUCGACGGACACGCGAACAUUGGCGCUGUUGAGCCCAGCUUCGGUCAACUCGUCCCUAUCUUCUUACUCGCUCAUCCAUUUGUGUCUGCCUCGGAAGCGAUUUCAAGUGAGUCAUCAUGCAUGUUCCCCAGUUUGUAG
Molecule: messenger RNA, 1203 nt
Organism: Fusarium poae
Lineage: Eukaryota; Fungi; Ascomycota; Sordariomycetes; Hypocreales; Nectriaceae
Exons: 3
Coding region: 1-1203 (400 amino acids)
Source: RefSeq, a predicted model, not a curated record